Messenger RNA from Momordica charantia (bitter melon), 2008 nucleotides. The record is from RefSeq and is a predicted model, not a curated record. NCBI's taxonomy places the organism in Eukaryota, Viridiplantae, Streptophyta, Magnoliopsida, Cucurbitales, Cucurbitaceae.
UGAAGCUAGGGCAGUCUUCUCUCCCUUCACUUCACGACGAAGACCUCAGCGACCGCUUGAAGCUGCCAUUGCGACAUUGGUGCAUUGAUUUUCUCUUCUUCUUCUUUCCUUUCGUUUUCUUUCUUUUUCCAAUCAUCAAUUGGAUUCCACAAUCUCAACCAUCCAUUUUUUUUUCUCUUCAUCUGCACUCCGUAUCUGAUUUUCGCAUAGAAUUUCUUGGUGUAACAGAAUCCUAAAGAAGGUGUAUUUUCUUAAGAACUUAAAUUUCCAAAUGACCUUUGAAAGAGUGGCAGGGAAGGUCAAUGCUCACAUAUUGAGUCACCCAAAGGACUUGAUGGAGUUGGAGCCUAUAUAAUGCCUAAUGUUAUAAUUUGAAUGGCAAUCAUUAAGCCCAUGCGGGUAUGUGACUGACUUUUAUGCCUCAAGCUUGUAGUCGUGCUUCAAGAGUGAGCAAAUUCUUUUACCAAAAUAGCAAGAUCUUUGAUUUAUCCUCUGUUGUAAUUGGCAGUGGGCAUCAUUUUAGACUUUUCAGUGCUAUGAAAGAAAUUAAAGUCAAAGCUGGUUCUAAGUCAGAUCCUCAUCUGUCAAAUGAUGAAACAAAUGCACAACAAUCAUCUUGUGCAAAUCAGGGAUGCUCAUCAAACGUGCAGUGCACCCCUGAAAUUGAAAAGAAGUAUGUGCAUCGUGUUUAUGAUGCCAUUGCACCCCAUUUUAGUUCCACUCGAUUUGCGAAGUGGCCAAAAGUUGCAGCAUUCUUAUCCUCAUUGCCUCUAGGCUCCCUCAUCCUGGAUGCUGGCUGUGGUAAUGGAAAGUACUUGGGUUUUACUCCCAACUGCUUUUUUAUAGGAUGUGAUAUUAGUGCUCAACUUAUCAAAAUUUGUAAAGAAAGGGGGCAUGAUGUUCUGGUGGCUGAUGCAGUAAAUCUUCCUUACAGAACUGGUUUUGGCGAUGCAGCAAUCUCUAUAGCUGUAUUACAUCAUCUAAGUACUGAGAACAGGAGGAAGAAAGCAAUUGAAGAAUUAAUACGUGUUGUUAAAAAAGGUGGCCUAGUUUUAAUUACAGUGUGGGCUGUUGAACAGGAGGAUAAAUCUUUAUUGACGAAAUGGAUGCCACUUACAGAGAAGUAUGUUGAAGAGUGGGUUGGACCAGGUAGUCCCCGUGUUCGUAGUCCUUCAUCAUUGGCACUUGAAAGCAUUCCUGAAAUGAAUGAAAAUGGUUCAGGUAUUCAUCUAAGGGAUUCCAAGGAGAAUUUCACUGGAAGUAUGCCAGAAAAUAAAUCUCUACCAUCUCAAAGUGGAGACGAGUUGCCGAGUUGUAUUGAUGAAAACUUAUCAAAGACUGCCCAGCAAGAAUAUUUUGUACCAUGGCACUUACCUUAUCAUCGUGCAGAAGUCAGCGGCACGUCUGCCAGUGCCCUUGCCAGUGGUUUAGCAAAGAAAGAUGAUAAAAAGGCUGCUGUUGUGUAUAACAGAUACUAUCAUGUUUUCAGUGAAGGCGAGCUUGAAAGGCUAGUUUCUGGUAUGGACAACGCAGUAGUGAUCGAUCGAUUUUAUGACAAGUCAAACUGGUGUAUAGUUCUUGAGAAAACAGUGUGACCUAUGGAAUGAGCCCACUGGCCUAUAUGAAGAUGAUUCCAACGUGGACGUGCCUGCCAACUCAAAUCGUCAUUAUUUCAAAAUGAACUCGCGGUGCUGAAGGUGGUAUCCCUUGAUGUUUAUUGCUCUUGCUAUCUCGGAUCUGUUCUUGGCCAAUCCUGGUUUGGAGAUGGAGAUCUGCAGGUUCCCUUGAAGAAAAUGCAUGCACUGUAAGGAUUUUGUAAUGGUAUUGUGAUUGAUAAUGCGCUGGAUUUCCCUCUAGCUCAGUUCUAAAUUGUUGCAUUGAAAAAUUUGGCUUCGUUUUAAUAAAUUAUAUUUGAUUGUCAACGAAGCCUUUGUGCCAUCCCAUGUAACCUGCUGUUUUUUACUUCGGAUUGGUGAAUUAGUUCAUAAUGGCACCAUGGUUGCUGCAA